AUGAAUGGAUCUUCCAGGUCGGAGUCCAGCACCGAUGGCUCCCUGUUCUGCUCUUAUCAGUACGACCUUGUCGACAUGUGGUCGCUGCUGACUGUUUCAUUGUUGUUUCUUAUAAGCGUAGUCAUCACUGUUACUGCUGAACACGUCAAUAUUGACGUUUAUUCACACACCAAAGAUGACGACAGAUCGGAUGCGAUUCGUCGCGUUGUUUCGGCGAUCAACGCGGACAAUCGUUUUAUGGUAGCGAGAGUCAUCGAGAGGGAUUGCAACGGAGCGGAUUUGCAGGAAUGUUCUGGAUACGACAAAGAAGAUGCUUUCAUUUCUAUACACAGCCCAGAACAUACGGAGGUUAAAGUAAGCGGCUUGAUCAGGAAGAACUUCCGAACUCAGGAAGAGAUGCAAAACCUGUUCCUUCAAUUUUCAACCGAAUUUUAUUUGAAACGUUCCGAAGAAAUUGAUAAUAUUAACUGGUGGGCAUAUGAACUGACAGCUCCAAGUGUGAAACACCUCGAACAAUUGGAUAAACUUAUUGGUAAAAGUAAGGAAAGAAUCACAUUUGCCCUCUAUUAUGAGCCAGAAGGAUUCAGUAACUUCGCCGCUUAUUAUGCUGCAGGAGAUCUCUUUUCAAAAGGAUCAGCCUAUGGGCUAGUAGUGGAUUGCUCCAAAGAGAAAGCGAUAUGCACCCGAGAGUCCAUACAAACCUUACCAGCACUCAUAUCUUACGACAAAGGAAAGCAGUAUAAAAGAUAUUCGCAUGACAUGGAUAUUGCGCUGAUUCGUGACUGGAUUAAGACAAUUCAACAACCAGUAAUUACAAAGUUAACAGAGGAUGCAGUGCCAUACUACAGAGAGGGUGGAGUACCAGGAUUUGACGAGCCCAGGCCAUCGGUGAUUAUGUUCUUCUCAGCGACGAGAAAAUCAGACAUUUACAAGGACUACAAACAAUUUGCUCGCAAACAUCAUGGUGACUAUCAUCUCACGGAGAUCGUCGAUCGAGGGAUUGAGAAAUGGGCACAUCAACCAGCAUUUGUCGCAAUGAAACCACUAGAAACCAUCACAAAAGCUAAUACUCUCUAUGAGGACAUUACCUUCGAAAAAAUAGCUGAAUUCAUCGAAGAGAAUCGGCAUCCAUCAGUGCAUCAUCUUACCGACGGUCGAGCGCUAUUUACCGCCUUCUCACUUGGUCGACCCGUACUGAUCUUUCACGACAUCACAAAAACCAAGAGCACCCUAUUCUUUUCCACGUUAGCGUCUAAUUACCCCGUGAGAAGUACCGUAGCUGCUUUUGCCAUGAGUCAAGGACUUUCUAUGCCUGGUUUAUUUCUUGCUCAACUUCUUAAGGUGGAUGUGCUGAAGCCAUGUUAUGUGUUGGUUGACGUCAAUAAAAAUUGUGUUUAUACGCAACGAAUAGCAAACGAAAAUGAAAUGGAAAUCGAGCAUUGGUUGAAGACAGUAGCGAAUGAAGACUGUCAAGAAGCCAAUUUGAACAUGGAGAAAUUGGCAGCUUUAAAACACUGGACGAUGCGUGAUGAUCUCCGACGAGCUGUUGAAGAACAAUUGUCAAGUUCAACUCAUGAGGAAUUAUAG
Necator americanus (New World hookworm) is the source of this 1587-nucleotide messenger RNA. RefSeq lists its product as uncharacterized. NCBI's taxonomy places the organism in Eukaryota, Metazoa, Nematoda, Chromadorea, Rhabditida, Ancylostomatidae. The record is from RefSeq and is a predicted model, not a curated record. The coding region runs from base 1 to 1587 and encodes 528 amino acids. The transcript has 14 exons.